Rotaria socialis is the source of this 1587-nucleotide messenger RNA. NCBI's taxonomy places the organism in Eukaryota, Metazoa, Rotifera, Eurotatoria, Philodinida, Philodinidae. The record is from the annotation of a GenBank genome assembly.
AUGUGUUCGAUUGCAAAGAACCAUUAUGAACCUCAAUUUUCCAAUCAUCCUCCCGAUCAUUCAGAAAUUGAAGCUGAAGCAGAAAAUCUUGAUCUUGAAAUUGGAAAUGUUUUGAAAAACAAUCCAUCUCCUUCCAUCAUUAUAAACUAUUUAGACUUGAAACGCUCCAUCUCAUCACUUAAAAAUAAGAAUUCUACUGGUGUGGAUGGCGUUUCAAAUAGAAUUAUCAAAAUUCUCCCAUCGAAUCAUCUAUCCUUUAUCCUGAAAUGUUUCAACAACUUCGCCAAGUCGCUACAAACCCCUCUUCAGUGGCAUACAGCUAAAAUGAUUUUAUUAUCCAAAACAAAAUCACGAAUAAUUCCCAUCGAUGAAACCAGACCAAUUUCACUUUUACCUUGCUUUUCGAAAUUAUUCGAAAAAUGUUUUCUGCUUCAUUUUCGCCGAUGGAUCAAUGAUCAAGGUUUACUCCCGGAUGAACAAAGUGGUUUUCGUCCAGGUCAUAAUAUGGCAGUUAGGUUGGUUGCAAUUGUCGGCCAGAUUGGACAAAGCCUAUCGGAACAUACAGCUGCUGGUGGUCUAUUUGUUGAUUUUCGUACCGCAUUCAAUCAGCUAUGGUUUAAUGGAUUAUGGAUCAAGUUAACAAAAUUAAAUUGUCCCAUGACGCUAAUUUCCUGGUUGCGUCACUAUCUAUGUAAUCGAAAAGCCUUCAUCGAUAUUAAAUCAUCUCAGUCCACUGUGUUCAAUCUAGCUAAAGGAGUCCCACAAGGCAGUGUGGUCGGCCCUGUUUUGUUCAUAGUUUACCAUCACGAUCUCCUUGCAUCGCUGGAAACUAUUCACUGGAAACAUUUAUUUGCCGACGAUUUAUCUAUCUUAUUUUCGCCGGAUUCUUCGUUAGCUCCAUCGAACAUGAUCAGGGAUAUCACUGAACAAAUCAUUAAGGUUCUCAAUCGACUCAUUGAUUAUUCUAAAUCCUGGAAGCAACCGAUAAAUUUCAAUAAAACCCAUUGGAUGUUAUUCAACAGACAAGUUGCUCCAAAGUUACCAGAAAUUGUUUGUCAGGGUCACCUUAUCAAUCAUGUCAAUAGAUUUAAAUAUCUAGGCACCUUUCUUAACGAGAAACUUUCAUUCAAUCCGCAUAUUGAUUACAUCAAAUCAAAAAUCAACUCAAACCUGAAAAUAUUCAAACGGUUAUCAUCGACCAGAAUGACUUGUGAAAAAAUUAAUUUCAAAUUGUUCAAUGCAUACAUCCGCCCCUAUUACCAAUCGCUUCUCAAUGUCUAUCCAAUUUUAUCGGACGGGAAGAAAGGUCAAUUAGAAGGUCUAAAUCGUAAAAUCUUUCGAAUUAUCCACAACUGGCAUGGCGCCAGAAAUAUUGAAGUUACGAAUUUGAACAAAUACCGAUCAAUAGCCGAACUUACUGCAGCACAUUGGAAUAAACUCAUAGACACAAUUAUUAGAACAAAUCCUAGUGUUAUUCAAGAUUAUUUACAACACAAAAUGUCAAUUCUAUACAUCUACGAAUAUGUAAACAAUCCAGCACUAGCGAUGGAAAGAAAAGCUGUCUUUGAAAGAGGUAGAAUCCGCUAA